ACGACGAAGAAGCGUGUCCUCCAUAUUGUAAAGUAAUAAAAACACACGAGGGUCUCCUAAGCCUACAAUUCAAAACGACGGUUCACUCCUUAAUUGACAAUUUCUUCAUUCCGGACGCUGUCUACCUAUUUAAUCCAUCGGGGGAAAACGGUAAACUCAAAAUGAGUGACUUUGCGUCGCUCGGACUGUCAGACUGGCUUAUUAAACAGUGUAAACAGUUGGGAAUCAACAAACCCACUGCUGUCCAGGAAAACUGCAUGCCAGCCAUUCUAGAAGGUCGAGAUUGUAUGGGCUGUGCCAAAACCGGAAGUGGGAAGACCGCAGCGUUUGUGCUUCCUGUGCUGCAGAAACUGUCAGAGGACCCUUAUGGCAUAUUUUGUCUGGUUCUCACACCCACCAGGGAGCUGGCCUACCAGAUCGCUGAGCAGUUUCGAGUCCUGGGGAAGCCGCUGGGUCUGCGAGACUGCAUCGUCGUAGGCGGAAUGGACAUGGUGAGUCAGGCCCUGGAGCUUUCCAACCAGCCUCACGUGGUCGUAGCUACACCGGGCCGACUCGCUGAUCACAUCCGGAGCUCCAACACCUUCAGCAUGAAGAAGAUCCAGUUCCUGAUCUUGGAUGAGGCAGACCGGCUUUUGGAGCAGGGCUGCACUGACUUCACCAAAGACCUGGAAGUCAUCCUCGGGGUGUUACCAGCCAAACGACAGACUCUGCUGUUCAGCGCCACGCUCACAGACACGCUACAGGAGCUGAAAAACAUCGCCAUGAACAGACCUUUCUUCUGGGAGAGCACAUCCGAGACGCGUACGGUGGAGGAGUUGGACCAGAGGUACAUUCUGACCCCAGAGAAGGUUAAAGAUGCUUACCUGGUCCACCUGAUCCAGACCUUCACAGACGAGCACGAUGACUGGUCCAUCAUCAUCUUCACCAACACAUGCAAGAGUUGCCAAAUCCUCACCAUGAUGCUUCGGGAAUUUAACUUUCCCACGAUCUCCCUUCACUCCAUGAUGAAACAGAAAAAACGAUUUGCAAACCUGUCCAAGUUCAAGGCCAGCAUCUAUAAAAUCCUGAUUGCCACAGACGUAGCUGCUAGGGGCUUGGAUAUUCCUACUGUUCAGGUCGUCAUCAAUCACAACACUCCCGGCCUGCCCAAAAUUUACAUCCACAGAGUGGGACGAACGGCGAGAGCAGGCAGGAAUGGGGUGUCCAUCACACUGGUGACACAGUACGACAUCCACCUGGUCCACGCCAUCGAAGAGCAGAUUCAAACCAAGUUGAAGGAGUUCCCUGUGGAGGAGAAAGAAGUCCUGAAGAUUCUCACGCAGGUCAACGUGACCAAACGGGAGUGUGAAAUUAGACUGGAGUCGACAGACUUUGAUGAGAAAAAGGAGAUCAAUAAGAGGAAAGAGCUGAUCUUGGCAGGAAAGGAUCCAGACAUGGAAGCAAAGAGGAAAGCGGAACUGGAGAAGAUCAAGAGCCAGAAGAAGAAGUUCAAAGAGCGGAUACAGGAGAACAUUGACAGACAGAAACAAGGACAGCUCAAAAGGAAACUAAAAAGUAAACACAUGAAGAGGAAAAAAGGCAAAGGAGGCAACAAUGUGACGCCGUAAGGUGGUUUGACAUUUUAUUAGUCUGCAAUAUCUAAUAUGCAUUGCAUUUUUGUGACCAUCUGCAAAUCAACAUUGAUUUUAUACCAUAAUAAAUGAAAUAUUCAGUUGGCAGCGUUUGCUUCGUAUCACUUCAUAUGAAAUUAGACUCAUUGUUUCUACUCCAUAUUUACAUCCCACUGAAAUAUUCCAAUUACUAACUUAAGCGCUGCCUUUUACAUGUUAGCAACUCAAGGAAAUGGUAGCAAAAAGUUCACUGCACGGAACGCAAACAUGUUGGCUCUGAUUGGGGGGUGGGGGACUCCAGGGUUUUAAAGCUAGUACUUCUUAGAGGAACAUAUUUAAAAGGUGAUGUGUACUUCACAAUUCGUGUCACAUCUGACUAUCACAAAACUAGAAUCACGAGAAGAGUGAGAAUCUAAUAAAGCAAGCAUUCCCGCUGCCAACAUGUUGCUACAGAUACAAAAAAAAAAAAAAGCAUGUGACAGAAGCCAACUGAAAUAAAGGUUCAGCUUUAAGUUGCCUCCUCCGAUUUACGACCCAAAUAAACUCAGAGGAAGUCUACAAGAAAUGCACAACACAGGCAAAACACAUUUUGCACUAAUACAAAGAAAGUCCGUUCAAUUCACUCCGCAGAGAAGGAAGGUGGCUUCCGACCCAGCAUCUCAACUCAUUUGGCCUCAUUGGUAGUAGAAAAAUAAAAAGCGGAGCCCCGUGUUGUGAAAGGGCUUAAAUGCUGGUUGUUUUUCAGAACUACAUUCAUGCUUGUGCUGCAGCCACUUUUCUAAAUGUAUAGGCACUGAUUUAGGCUCAUUUCUCACCUUUCAUGGAAACAACCAUGUCCACUGUAAAUGCAUUUUAAAUGCACUCAAAAAGGUCCCUACCCAUUAGGAUGAUUGAGAAUGGCUUUGUUUUUAGUUUUUAAACCCUGAAAAUGCUGCCAUUUUGGAGAUUUGGUCUAAGUUUGUUGUGCGCUAAUGGCUGACAGCCAUCUGACUGGAGGCAUUUGCUGUCACCUCUUGAUCUGAAGGUCUCAAAGUGACAUGAUCCAGUAACCCAUUUCUUUCUGAGCCACCUUCCUUUUCUCUCCCUCGUGUGUGUGUGUGUGUGUGUGUGUGUGUGUGGUUGAUUACCACAAGCUCCAUGCUGGCCUAGGCUUCCUUCACCUCAAGCUGGGGUUUGUGGACUCUUCCAACUUCCACCCCAGGAAUCGCCAAACAAGGCAUUUUCCGACAAUCUUAUUAACGUGUGGUCUCAAAUCAAUACUCGGUCAGACAAUCUGUUUUCAAAAGAUCAACGAGUUGAUAUUCAAUGCUGGUCAUGUGUAAUUAAUCACUUUUUUUUGUUGUUGCAAUUUUGUGCUCCGUGAUUAAAAAGCUACUUCAGAGAAGAAAAAAGGUCUUGACAUGGGUGGGAUUUGCAUGUCAUGCCUUGAAAAGUCUGAAAACCCCACGCCACUCGCACCACUAAUGCGUGGUUUGAAACCAAUCCAUUAGAAGACCUUGUAAAAAGAGCCAGAGGUUCCCAAGGCAAAUGGAAGGUUUUUCAAUUCAAGGCUCCAGAGCGUCAGUCUCAAGCACAGAAACAGUGUUUCGUUUCCUCUCCCAGAGAGCGAGAGAGAGACAGUGUGUGUCGACUGCCACUUCCUUCCGAGGCCAAGGGGGUUUUAGCGCCCAGUUUGGCGGGUAAGCGUUGUCCUCCCACAAUCCAUCAAAUU
Messenger RNA from Dunckerocampus dactyliophorus (ringed pipefish), 3321 nucleotides. RefSeq names its product DEAD (Asp-Glu-Ala-Asp) box polypeptide 49 (gene ddx49). The record is from RefSeq and is a predicted model, not a curated record. Gene Ontology annotation, molecular function: ATP binding; nucleic acid binding; RNA helicase activity. The transcript is spliced from 13 exons. Lineage: Eukaryota; Metazoa; Chordata; Actinopteri; Syngnathiformes; Syngnathidae. The coding region runs from base 162 to 1607 and encodes 481 amino acids.